UUCGAUGUUAUAUCGAUGUUUCUCCACCUUUAGAAAGUUUUUUAAUGGAACAAUUUUAAUUAAAUUAUAAUAGUUGUUUACACGCUGCGGCCGUUGGGAACCCCCAGAAAAUCGAGUGUAACGUAGGGCAAGCGAAAGAGAGAAACACAACGGAGGAGGAUCGAACACAAAGAGCCAUCGACAACGAACACAAAGAACUGCACAGAGUGCAAAACCCGUUUCUUGCAUCCGAUAAAAGGGGCGUCUAUAUCUCUGCCGAUCCGGAGCCCCUGGCAUUACCACUAUGAUGGUUGAGUCCGAUGGAACCGCCGACGCCACCCGCCGCUUGAAUGUGAAGAAGCAAACGCUGGACGAUGCCUACGCCGUGCCCGCCAACUUCCUGGAGAUCGACGUGGUCAAUCCGCUGACCACCAUGGCGGCGGGCAAGAAGCGCUACACGGACUACGAGGUCCGGAUGCGGACCAAUCUGCCCGUGUUCAAGGUGAAGGAGUCCAGCGUGCGAAGGCGCUACAGCGAUUUCGAGUGGUUACGAAAUGAACUGGAGCGGGACAGCAAGAUCGUAGUGCCCCCACUGCCGGGAAAAGCCUGGAAGCGCCAGAUGCCCUUCCGCGGCGACGAGGGGAUCUUCGACGAGAGUUUCAUCGAGGAGCGGCGCAAGGGACUAGAGGGCUUUAUCAACAAGAUAGCCGGACAUCCGCUGGCGCAGAACGAGCGCUGCCUGCAUAUGUUCCUGCAGGAGAACGUCAUCGAUAAGAACUACGUGCCCGGCAAGAUUCGCAACACAUAAGCAGCGAGUCAGGAGCAAUCGAAACCCAUAACCUAGCAAUGCAAUGAAGCAAAAACUCGAACGAACAAACCCGCUACGAAGUCUUUAGGGAAGCCGUGUGAAUGUGUGUGCUUGGCCAGAUUGGAGGAGGAGCAGAGGAGUAGAGGAGCGAGGGUGGAGUUAGAAGGGAUGUGUUUAUUAGGCGAUGCGAUGCCAGGCGGAUGUGCUGCUGCUCAGUUAAUGUUGAGCCCCUCUCACCCCCGCCCGGGGACUAGUUAAAACCAGCAUUGGGAAUUUUUAAUGCUAAAUUCAGAUUUAUAUGGUAUACAUAACAAUAUACAUACAUAUAUAUUAUAUACAAUACAGAUAUUUACGAAUAGUGUACAUAAGACAUGCCUACCACGCCCCUCGCUAAAUGAGUCUCGGAAGUGGGAGCUGUCCCUCCCCCGUUUUCCCUAUCCUAAGUUUCUUCGUUUUGACCCAUUGCAGCGGUAAUGAAGCAGCAAAUAAAUAAGGGAGCUAUCCUGACCCCGAAAUCCGAUCCCUUUAAAUGUAUGCAAAUUAUUGAAUAUUUUGAAACAGAUUAGUGAAUAAUAUUGUACUUCGAAUCAAAUUAAAAUAAUUCAAAAAUAA
This is a messenger RNA of Drosophila elegans, 1399 nucleotides long. RefSeq names its product sorting nexin-12 (gene Snx3). Gene Ontology annotation, cellular component: early endosome membrane; retromer complex. NCBI's taxonomy places the organism in Eukaryota, Metazoa, Arthropoda, Insecta, Diptera, Drosophilidae. The coding region runs from base 284 to 787 and encodes 167 amino acids. The transcript is spliced from 3 exons. The record is from RefSeq and is a predicted model, not a curated record. Gene Ontology annotation, biological process: late endosome to Golgi transport; endocytic recycling. Gene Ontology annotation, molecular function: phosphatidylinositol-3-phosphate binding.